Liolophura sinensis is the source of this 3103-nucleotide messenger RNA. RefSeq names its product small conductance calcium-activated potassium channel protein-like. NCBI's taxonomy places the organism in Eukaryota, Metazoa, Mollusca, Polyplacophora, Chitonida, Chitonidae. The record is from RefSeq and is a predicted model, not a curated record. Gene Ontology annotation, molecular function: calmodulin binding; small conductance calcium-activated potassium channel activity. Gene Ontology annotation, cellular component: membrane. The transcript is spliced from 10 exons. Gene Ontology annotation, biological process: potassium ion transport. Bases 184 to 1992 code for a protein of 602 amino acids.
CCGCACAGCGGUUCAUCACAACAUAACAAUAUAUCCGCAGCUGUGGCCAGUGACGGCAAAAUUAAUCGCGCCUACACGUGCCCAGAUAUAGAACUGCAGAAUUCCAGCCCGAGCUCGGACAGACGGCAGGAUGCUACGAACAGUUUAGUCGAUAACUGCAUCCAGUUAAACCCAUUAAAAGCCAUGUCUCAUUCCGCCAGCAUGCCAUACGCGCACGCUCUGCUUGACAAGUCAGAGGACUCUAUACAACAACAACCCGACAUAGGGGCCAAGACGGACGAGUACUGCAAGCACAAAGCUCUGAACGUAAACAAGGAAUCCGCACUUUCUGAAAUAGGAGCCGAUUACAUGCGAGUGAAUGGAGCCAUUGGGUCUUUUAAACAACUGCAGAAGCCCACCUCCAUGCAGUCGUUACCGACGUCGCCUAAAAUGAGCUGCACGUCAACGGAGGACGCUGGAAUAGCCUUGGUGGGAGUAACGGACUUUCCGAGAUACGUGGACGAGAGACCGAGCAAAGUAAGGCAAAAGCCGAAUGUCGGUUAUCGUCUGGGCAAAAGGAAAAGUCUGUACGAAAAGCGUAAAAAGAUAUCGGACUACGCCUUAGUGUCGGGAAUGUUUGGAAUUGCCGUGAUGGUUGUGGAAACAGAACUCAUAAUGGCUAAUGUGUACUCCAAGGAGAGUUUUUAUUCUAUCGCGCUGAAAUCCUUAAUCAGCAUUUCAACUGUGAUAUUACUCGGACUUAUACUGGCUUAUCACGCUUUGGAGGUGCAGCUGUUUGCGGUAGACAACUGUGUAGAAGAUUGGCGAAUUGCAAUUUCCUGGAGACGAAGCGUGCAAAUGUUCCUUGAAUUCCUAGCCUGUGCUGUUCACCCGAUUCCGGGGGACUUCUACUUCAUAUGGACCACGACUCACGCGGACGAUGGCAUUGUGACAAGCCAAAAAGUGCCGGUGGACAUCCUCUUGUCUUUGCCAAUGUUCCUUCGUUUGUAUCUAAUAUGCAGGGUGAUGUUGUUACACAGUCGGCUCUUCACCGACGCCUCAUCUCGGAGUAUAGGCGCUUUGAACCGUAUAAACUUCGACACACGGUUCGUACUGAAAACAUUAAUGACCAUAUGCCCGGGAACUGUAUUGCUCGUGUUCAUGCUAUCUUUGUGGAUAAUAGCCAGUUGGAUAUUACGAGCGUGUGAAAGCCAUCACGAUGUCAAACAUGCCAAUAUUCUCAAUUCCAUGUGGAUGAUAGCCAUAACCUUCCUCAGUAUCGGUUAUGGCGACAUCGUUCCCAACACAUACUGUGGCAGGGGCAUUGCUAUCUUGACAGGGCUUAUGGGGGCGGGGUGCACUGCAUUAGUGGUAGCUGUAAUUGCCAGAAAACUUGAGCUCAGCAGGGCUGAGAAGCAUGUACAUAAUUUUAUGAUGGAUACGCAAUUAUCAAAAAGGUUGAAAAAUGCCGCGGCCAAUGUACUUCGGGAGACCUGGCUUAUAUAUAAAUAUACAAAACUAGUGAAGAAAGUCAACUCAAGUAAGGUCCGGACGCAUCAGAGGAAGUUUCUUCACGCCAUUCACAAUCUCCGACGGGUAAAACUAGACCAGAGGAAACUUACAGAGAACCAAAACACGUUAGUGGAUAUGGCAAAGCACAUAGCCAUGGCCGGUUUGGACUCUGCUCACAGCGUCUAUAUCUCUGUACCAUUCGUAGAGUACAAGCAGAUCCAGUGUCACAUACAGGAAAUGGUGUCAGAAAUGCAUGGCAAUCAGAGUGGUUUAGAAAAGCGGGUCCAAAACCUGGAAGAGAAGCUCGUCGGACUUCAGACCCAGUUGGAUCAGUUGCCCACAGUGAUCGCCCGUUGCGUAACGGACCGCCAGGACCAGCGUGACAGAGGAGACCUUCGCUCAUCAUUGGACGCCAUGAACCCCAGGCGAUUCUCACCGCCACGCAGGAGAAGACUGCCGGUUUUUCAGCUGCCGGGAGCAAACAGUUCGAGUCAGCUAUGAACAUCUCUCAGGUGACCUGCUGCAGGUCGUUCCUACAGUCUUUUGCCGAGCACAAUCGCACGUUGUACUGAACAACAACCUUACUUUGGUUUCAAUGAGAAAACGGAAAGAAAAGAUUCCUGGUCUGAUGCCAUGUGGGUUCAUGGACAAAAUAGCGAUAGAAUAAGCGUUACUACCAUUGGUAAUGGUGGAGGGAAGUCCUGGAAACUGUGCUGAAACCAAACAAGGUCUUCUGUGUCCGGUGUGUGAUGCACAUCUCAUCGCCUGCCUGCCUGCCGGAAAGCAGCAUGCCGCGGGUUGCCUUCUAAAAAGGUACAGAUGGGAAUAUAGUGCUCUGUGAUACGUGUAAUGGAACGUUGAACUUGUGAGAGAAGACAUUAAAAAUGCCGACAGACACCGGCCACUGUGAUAGGAAAUGACUCAUCAGCGCGAGAUCUUGUGACGAGAUUUCGCCAGAGACGAGAUUUCGGUAGCAGCUUUAUGAAACGUGAUAGAUAACAUUCGGCGGCUACGUGUGCUGAUGACAUUCCAUUGUUGAUCUAUACAAAGUACAUUUUUCGUGAGGAAGAUAGCUCUUUGUAUAUGAUGCUUGCCUAUAAUGGCGUUCGAGUGUACAGGUAACGGCGAGCGUUCUUAGUUGUUUAUAUAUAUACAUAUAUCUAUAAAGAUACGAAAAAAUGAAGUAUUGUGACAGUAUGACUGGGUGUGAUUGGUGUUAUGCUGAUUGAUGGUAAUGAUGAUGCUGAUUAUAAUGAUGAUGAUGUUGAUACAGUGAACCUGUGUAGCCAGUCUCCAAGUCUCUUUACAAACUCUUGUUUUCUACGUAACUUCCGUCCAUGUUCCUACCUAGUCGUCCCCUUUCCGCAGAGCUUUCCUUCAAUCUGCCACCAUGUUAACGGAAAUCCUCAGUUUCCAACGAGCUUCAUUGAUGACUUUUUGUCGUGUCACUAACAUCAGUGGCGUGAAAAGAAUGGAGAUAGUGUUGAAGAAUCCGAGUGUGAAAGUUGAUAUAAACUCUGAACGGAUUCUGUAUAUCAUUACACAACCAUGUUUUCGCUUUUUCAUAAAGUCUCGGCUUUUUUUCGUUCUGAACUGACAGUAUUCUCUUCAA